AGAAGCCGGGGGCCUCAUUCUAACAGAGAAAGUAUUAGGAGCAGGGGCUCAGCUAGGGAGAGAUACAUCAACUUCAAGCACAGUAGAAUCGAAGAUAACAACGCUGCAGCAAUUUGCUGAAGGUUUACAGUCGCUGCUGCUGCGUUCAGAAGAAGCAGAAGCAACAGCAGCAGCAGCAGAAGCAGCAGAUAAUGCAGAAGCAGCAGCAGAUAAUGCUGCAGCAGCACCAUCAGCUGACUCACCAGCACCAGCAGCAGGCACACCACCAGCAGAAGCAGCAGAAGCAGCAGCAGCAGCAGCAGCAGCACCAGCAGCAGACGGUGCAGCAGCAGAAGCAGCACCAGCAGCAGCAGAUACAGCAGCACACUCCAAAGAAGAUGUCCCUGCUACUGAAGCUGCUGCGGCUGCUGCAGAGGCAUCAGCAAACGUAGAGAGCAGCAAGGAAGCAGCUGCUGCAGCUGAUGAUACGCAAGCAAAUGCUACUCGAGAGUAUAUCUUACAGGCAGAAGAAAAAACCUCAAAAGAAGCAGCAAAAGAAAAUAAAGAAACACCUGAGGAGACACCUGAACAAACCACUACUAAGGGAGACAAUCAGCAGCAAGACAGCAGCAAUGCUGCAGACGAAACAAACAAACAAACAGCAACACAAAAUAACACAGAAGAAACAAACUGA
Eimeria acervulina is the source of this 673-nucleotide messenger RNA. RefSeq lists its product as hypothetical. The annotation marks the transcript as partial. The transcript has a single exon. The record is from RefSeq and is a predicted model, not a curated record. Lineage: Eukaryota; Apicomplexa; Conoidasida; Eucoccidiorida; Eimeriidae.